Mercurialis annua (annual mercury) is the source of this 2553-nucleotide messenger RNA. Its product is annotated as subtilisin-like protease SBT3. NCBI's taxonomy places the organism in Eukaryota, Viridiplantae, Streptophyta, Magnoliopsida, Malpighiales, Euphorbiaceae. Gene Ontology annotation, biological process: proteolysis. The transcript has a single exon. Bases 147 to 2474 code for a protein of 775 amino acids. The record is from RefSeq and is a predicted model, not a curated record. Gene Ontology annotation, molecular function: serine-type endopeptidase activity.
CUUUAAUUAUUGCUCUCUUUAGUUACAGUUUUCUUCAGUGCUCUCUUUAGUUACUGUGUCCUUUAAAUGCGAGAAAAAUGUAUGACGCGGUGCUUAUAAUUUAUCCAACAAUGUCUCAAUAAUUCACAUUAUCUUCUCAGUUAGCUAUGGCAAAACACUACAAUUUUCCAUCCCAUGUAUGCCUUCUGUUCACUGCUUCUAACUUUUUACUCUUCUUCAUGCCUCUGUUAUCAGCACAAAAGGAGAAUUACAUUGUCCACAUGGACUUCUCAGCCAUGCCCAAAGCUUUCUCUGAUCAUCAUAAUUGGCACUUGGCCACUCUUCAAUCUGUUUUUCAACUGUCUAAAACUAUUAAUGCAGCUGCUGAUUAUGAAGCCAAACCUUCCAAGCUUCUAUACAGCUAUACUCACGUUAUGAACGGUUUCAGUGCUCGUCUCUCGCCUUCUGAGCACGAGAUCUUGAAAACCUCUCCCGGCUAUGUUUCUUCAAUCAAAGAUCACAAGGUCAAACCGGACACAACUCACUCACCUUCGUAUCUUGGCCUUACUUCCAACUCGGAAGCUUGGAAUGUGUCGAAUUAUGGUGAAGGUAUCAUCAUCGGAGUCAUCGACAGUGGCGUAUGGCCGGAGAGUAAGAGUUUUAGCGAUGAGGGAAUGCCUAAAGUUCCAAAAAGAUGGAAAGGAAGAUGUGAAAGUGGAACUGAAUUCAACUCUUCAUUAUGCAACAACAAACUCAUUGGAGCUCGUUUUUAUAAUAAAGGGCUAAUUGCCAAUGAGAACACCACUAUUGCUAUGAAUUCCACGCGUGACACGACAGGGCAUGGGACUCACACGUCGAGCACGGCUGCCGGGAAUUUUGUAAAAGGCGCAUCAUACUUCGGAUACGCACCUGGAACUGCCAGCGGAGUGGCUCCUCGUGCUCACAUAGCUAUGUACAAGGCGUUGUGGUUUGAAGGUUCUUAUGAAUCUGAUGUAAUUGCUGCAAUUGAUCAAGCAAUCAUGGACGGAGUAGAUGUUCUGUCUAUUUCAUUAGGACGUGGUUAUAUCCAGUUGUAUGAAAACCCUGUAGCUUUGGCAACAUUUGCAGCUGCCGAGAAGGAUAUAUUUGUGGCAACAUCUGCGGGAAAUGAUGGGCCUUUUCGCGGUACACUCCAUAGCGGCAUGCCUUGGGUAACAACUGUUGGUGCCGGAAUCUUAGACCGUGAAUUAAAUGGAGUUUUAAAUCUUGGGAAUGGAGUUUCAGUUUCGGGUGUGUCUCUCUAUCCUGGUAACGAUACUACUUCUUGGCAUGGUCCGGUAGUCUUUAGAGGUAGCUGUGAUGACAAUAGAAAAUUUGAUAAGGGGCACAUUAUAGUUUGCGAAGAGAAAUACGGCGACUUAGAUAGCUUAGAGGAGCAAUAUGACAAUGUCCGCUUAACUCAUGACAUCACAGCGGGAAUUUUCAUAACCAAAGCUGUCGACCUUGACAAUUUCAUCAAAAGCCGACUUCCAACAAUUUUUAUAAAUGUGAAAGAUGGUAAAAAGAUCAAAGAUUACAUCAAGAGCGCCACGAAGCCGAAAGCAAGUAUGGAGUUCAAGAAAACGACACUCGGUGUUAAAUCAGCUCCUAGUCUCGCUAGCUACAGCUCUAGAGGACCCGAUUUAUCGUGCCAGCCAGUUCUGAAGCCUGACAUUAUGGCUCCUGGCUCUCUAAUCUUAGCUGCCUGGCCUGAUAAUAUAUGGGUGGAGCUUGUCCAUAAUGAGCAGGAAAUAUACACUAACUUCAAUCUACUAUCAGGUACAUCUAUGUCUUGCCCACACAUAGCAGGAGUAGCAGCACUUAUGAAAAGGGCACAUCCAGAUUGGAGUCAUGCUGCAAUUCGUUCGGCAAUGAUGACUACAGCUGAUAUCAUGACUCGAGCCAAUAAGCCGAUUAGAGAUAUUUCUUUUAACCAGCAGCCUGCAACUCCUAUAGACAUGGGAGCUGGCCAGAUUAAUCCCAACAAAGCACUACAUCCAGGCCUUAUCUACGACGCCAACAUAGCUGAUUACAUUAGCUUUCUCUGUGCAUUGAAAUUGACCCAAAAGCAGAUCCAACUUUUCACAAAAUCGGCGCUUAACGAUUGUUCUUCCCCGUCUUCUUCAGACAUGAACUACCCGUCUUUUAUCGCAUACUUCAACGCUGAUGACUCUGAAGCAAAUUUAACCGCUGUUCAAGAGUACCACAGGACAGUAACCAAUGUGGGAGAUGCAGUGUCUACUUACACUGCAAAUUUGACACCCAUUACUGGAAUUAAGGUGAGUGUUGUUCCAAGCAAGUUGGUUUUCAAAACCAAGAACCAGAAACUAAGCUAUAAACUGACCAUAAAAGGUCCAAAAGCAAUCCCGGAAAAUGUAGUAUUUGGUUACUUGAGCUGGGUUGAUUCCAAGAGGAAAUAUGUUGUGAGGAGUCCCAUUGCUGUCAUAGGCCAGAAAGAUUUUGAAAUUGAUGAUUAGAUGUAACUUGUACUGUAAGCUGUAUUAGUUAUUACUGUUCAAAAUGAAUGAAUGUUCAGAUCAGUUAAUUAGCAAGAAA